Messenger RNA from Colius striatus (speckled mousebird), 7095 nucleotides. RefSeq names its product ETS proto-oncogene 1, transcription factor (gene ETS1). The record is from RefSeq and is a predicted model, not a curated record. Gene Ontology annotation, molecular function: sequence-specific DNA binding; DNA-binding transcription factor activity, RNA polymerase II-specific. The transcript is spliced from 8 exons. NCBI's taxonomy places the organism in Eukaryota, Metazoa, Chordata, Aves, Coliiformes, Coliidae. Bases 236 to 1549 code for a protein of 437 amino acids. Gene Ontology annotation, biological process: regulation of transcription by RNA polymerase II; cell differentiation. Gene Ontology annotation, cellular component: nucleus.
GGCGGAGCGGCCGCGAGAGAGCGCGGAAGGGGCGGCGGGGAAGCGGAGAGGAGCAGGAGACAGGAGCUCUGGGAGCUGAGAAGGAAGGAAGGAAGGAAGGAAAGAGGAGGAGGAGGGAAGGAGGGAGGCAGGCGCCCGGCCGCCGCUGCCCCGGAGCCCCGCUCCGCGCCCGGCGGGGCUCAGCAGCCGCUGCCCCCCGGUCCCGGCGCGACGCCCCCGCGGAGCUGCCUCAGCCAUGAAGGCGGCGGUGGAUCUCACCAUCAUCAAGACGGAGAAAGUGGACAUCGAGCUCUUCCCGUCCCCCGACAUGGAAUGUGCAGAUGUGCCUUUAUUAACUCCCAGCAGCAAAGAAAUGAUGUCUCAGGCACUGAAAGCCACUUUUAGUGGCUUCACCAAAGAGCAACAGCGGCUGGGGAUCCCCAAAGAUCCCCAGCAGUGGACGGAGACGCACGUGAGGGACUGGGUGAUGUGGGCAGUGAACGAGUUCAGCCUGAAGGGAGUGGAUUUCCAGAAGUUCUGUAUGAAUGGAGCUGCCCUCUGUGCUCUGGGCAAAGAAUGUUUCCUGGAGCUAGCACCUGACUUUGUGGGAGACAUCCUUUGGGAACAUCUGGAGAUCUUGCAGAAGGAAGAGGUAAAACCCUACCCAGCAAAUGGAGUGAACACAACCUACCCAGAGUCCCGCUGUACUUCAGACUACUUCAUUAGUUAUGGCAUUGAGCAUGCACAGUGUGUGCCUCCCUCUGAGUUCUCUGAGCCCAGCUUCAUCACAGAAUCCUACCAGACCCUCCAUCCCAUCAGCUCAGAAGAGCUCCUGUCCCUCAAGUACGAGAGCGACUAUCCCUCGGUCAUCCUGCGUGACCCUGUGCAGACAGACUCCCUGCAGACAGACUACUUCAGCAUCAAGCAAGAAGUUGUCACCCCAGACAACAUGUGCAUGGGCCGUGCCAGUCGAGGUAAACUGGGUGGCCAGGACUCCUUCGAGAGCAUCGAGAGCUACGACAGCUGUGACCGCCUGACGCAGUCCUGGAGCAGCCAAUCCUCCUUCCAGAGCCUCCAGCGUGUCCCUUCCUACGACAGCUUUGACUCAGAGGACUAUCCUGCUGCCCUGCCCAACCACAAACCCAAAGGCACCUUCAAGGACUAUGUUCGAGACAGGGCUGAUAUGAACAAAGACAAGCCUGUCAUUCCUGCUGCUGCCCUCGCUGGGUACACAGGCAGUGGACCCAUCCAACUGUGGCAGUUCCUGCUGGAACUUCUCACUGACAAGUCCUGCCAGUCCUUCAUCAGCUGGACGGGCGACGGCUGGGAAUUCAAACUGUCCGACCCAGACGAGGUCGCCAGGCGAUGGGGCAAAAGGAAAAACAAGCCCAAGAUGAACUACGAGAAGCUGAGCCGGGGCCUGCGCUACUACUACGACAAGAACAUCAUCCACAAGACAGCCGGGAAACGUUACGUCUACCGCUUCGUCUGUGACCUUCAGAGCCUCCUGGGCUACACCCCCGAGGAGCUCCACGCCAUGCUGGACGUCAAACCCGACGCUGACGAGUGAAGGUGACCCCCCCCGGGCAUUUUGGAGAGUCGACGGGACGUUUGCUGUUGGGUCCUUUUUUUUGGGGGGGGUUUUUUUUUGUUUUGUUUUAAGUUUUCGCUGAUAUUUUUGUUUCGUUGGUCAUUUUUGUUUGUUGUUUUGUUGUUGUGAAGAGCAACUCGGAUUCGAUGCUGUGAGGAUGUUGGGAGAGGCAAGGUUUUGGCUCAAACCUCGGCAGUUUGUUUCAGAGAGGGACAGGCUUUUAUUGAGGGGGGAAAUCCUGAGUUUUAAGAGGUGAAAUCCUCAGUUUUGAGGGGUGAAAUCCUCAGUUUUGAGGGGUGAAACCUUGAGUUUUAAGAGGUGAAAUCCUGAGUAUUGAAGGGUGAAAUCCUGAGCUUUGAGGGGUGAAAUCUUUGUGUUUUGAGGAGUGAACUUCUUAAUUUCAAGAGGUGAAAUCCUGAGCUUUGAGGGGUGAAAUCUUUGAAGAGGUGAAAACCUGAGUUUUGAAGGGUGAAAUCCUGAGUUUUGAAGGGUGAAAACCUCAGUUUUUGAGGGGUGAAAUCCUGAGUUUUGAAGAGGUGAAAUCCUGAGUUUUGAAGGAUGAAAUCCUCAGUUUUUGAGGGGUGAAAAACUGAGUUUUGAAGGGUGGAAUCCUGAGUUUUAAGGGGUGAAAUCCUGAGUUUUGAAGGAUGAAAUCCUCAGUUUUUGAGGGGUGAAAAACUGAGUUUUGAAGGGUGAAAUCCUGAGUUUUGAGGGGUGAAAAACUGAACUUUGAGGGGUAAAAUCCUCUGCUUUGAGGGGUGAAAUUCUCAAGUUUGAAGAGAGAAAAUCCUGAGUUUUGAGGGGUGAAUUUCUGAAUUUUAAGAGGUGAAAUCCUCUGCUUUGAGGGGUGAAAUUCUUGAGUUUUAAGAGGUUAAAGCCUGAGUUUUGAGGGGUGAAAUCCCGAGUUUUAAGAAGUUAAAGCCUGAGUUUUGAGGGGUGAAAUCCUGAGCUUUGAGGGGUGAAAUCCUGAGUUUUAAGAGGUUAAGGCCUGAGUUUUAAGAGGUGAAAUCCUGAGUUUUGAAGAGUGAAAUCCUGAGCUCUGAGGGGCGAAAUCCUUGAGUUUUAAGAGGUGGAAGCCUGAGUUUUGAGGAGUGAAAUCCUGAGCUUUGAGGGGCGAAGUUCUCUCGAGUUUUAAGAGCUGAAAUCCUGAGUUUUAAGAAAGCUGGGGGGAAAAAAAAUGUAGCUCACUUCAGAAAAAACCAACCCCCAGCUCAAAGCCCCUUCCCACAUGUUGCUGUUUAGGAAAACUUACAAGUGGAUCCCUCUUGGUUUCUGUGUCGCUUGCACACCAACUGACAGUUCAGGUGUUCCAGAGAAUCUGAGGAUCUGAAACAUUUCUUUUUUGGGGGGGUGGGUGGGAGAAGGGAGGGGAAUAAGAGGAGGGAAGACCAAAGUGGGUGAAUAUUCCUUCCCUCAGGGAGGGGGGUGAGAGAGGAGAGGAAAACCCAAGCCCAAGAACCGUUUGUUCUCCUGCAUCGCCUUUCUGUCAGUUGUCUUUUGUUUCUGCAAAAGGCAGAAUUGAUGUUCAGGAGGAGGGAUCAAGAUAUUUUUUAUGUUUUUUUUUUUUAAAAAAAAAGAAUAAUUGUUAAAAGUUUUAUUUUAUUAAAUUUUGUGCCAGUAUUUUCCUUUUUUUAUCUCUUUCAAAUAGCCUUAAGCUCUAAGAUGGUCUCAGCAUUGCAAUAUGUUCGUUUCUGUUAACGCCAGCAGAGAGUUUGAUCAGUUGGAGGGCACAAAAAAGAACAACAACAACAAAAACCACCCUAAAAACCCCCAAAUUAGUGUCUGUAAGACCCCACUUGAGAAGCUCAACGCUCUGACUCAGCAUAAAUCCUUACUGAAGGAAAAUGCCCCCCAAACUGGCUUCUGGUGAUGCUGGCGUGUGUGUGUGUGUGUGUAUGUGUGUGUGUGUGUCACUCCUGCUUCCAGCCCCACACGCUUUGCUGAUGAAGCUGGUGGAAAUUUCUGCUUUUGGGGAGUGUUUUUUUUAAGCUCAGAACAAAAAAAGCAGCUCUUUUGGGUGGUUUUUUUGAGCAGGAAAGCCAGCGAGGAUUGAGGGGGAAAACGGCUCUUUCUGGCGUUUGCCAAAUCGCUGCUUUUAUUUGCUCAGGAGACACUUUGGUGCUCUGAGGAGAUUUUGGGCUAUUCUUAGAGAGGGGAAAAGGGAGAAAUUCCCACCUUUUGAAUGUGAUAAAUGGAAUAUAUUAGAAGUUGAUUGGGGGAGGAAAACAAAGAGAAGGUGAAAAAGCAAAGGGAAAUGCUUUUAUUUCCCUUCCUGUUUCAACCAGCUCUAUUGCCCUUAUGUCUUAACCAGCCUGGGCAGAAGGAAAUUGUCCUUGCAAAUAGAUUCUUUAUUGCUUUUUGUAAGCCUCAUCCUGCAAAGAAACCACCCAAAACCCUGUCAGGGUGUGAGGAACACGAAGCACGUGGCUGGAGGGAGGGCAAACACCAGGCCUCGUGUCCUAUAGCCCAGAGGGUCACAGGGUCAUCAGUGCUGGGGAGCAGCCCUAAACUCUCUGAGCGUGGGCUGACUUCAGAGGGAUAAAUCCCAUGGCCCUGAGUGCUCUCAGGGAUGCUGUGAGCUGACAGGGGCUUGGUAGGAGGUGGAAUAUGGGAUGGGGAGUGUUUCCCUACCCCCCAGGCUGGAUCCAUGUGGGUCCCAUUGCCCAUUGAGGCCUUCCUGGGCCUUUUCUUUCUAGAGACAGUAUUAUGUGUUUGAACCAAAAGUACCUUAUUUUCAUGUAGUUUACCUGUUUGUUUGUGUUUCUUAAGGUAGUUGCCAUCAUUACAGGGGAAGAGCUUUUCCAGAGGGGCUGUCUGGGUGAUCCCAGCUUGGCAGAGGCCUGUAAAGGGACAAAAAACUGGGGCAUGUUCUUCCCCCUGCACUGUGGGAUGUGAUGGAGAGUGAGACCCCGGGGUGAGGCGAUGCUCAGAGCACCCAGCACCUCCCCAGCCAGUCAUUUUGGGGCAAGACAGCCCCAAAAGAUUGCUGAGGGCUUGGAUAAGGGUGAUGGUGGGGGGGAUAUGAGCAGGCCCAGAGGGAGCUGCAGCCAAGGGGGUGGUUGGGGUAAGGGAGGGGGUUAAUUCUGCUAUCAGCUCACAGGGUUGUGCAUCAUCCCACCAAGUGUAUGGAGAGAAGAGUGGGAUGGAAGGAGAGGAAAGAAGAAGGGGUGAAAGGAAGGUGAGAGGAGCCUGCACUGAAGGAGGAAAGGGCCAGUGGCUUCACUCACCCACUCAGGCAGACAGGGAGCAGGGGGAGAAAGCAGCUCAGCCAGCUGAGCUGGAGAGAGGAAGGGAAAACCUGGGUGUGAUGGAUGGAGGUGCCUGCCAUGAGGCAGUGGCAGAGCUGAGCAGGAUGAGGAGGAGUGAGGGAAGGUGUGAGGGCACAGGAACGUGGCAGGGAGGAGCAGCUGAAGGAUCCUCCCAGGACACAUCAUCUGGGUUGGAGUUGUAGCAGCUGGGUGGGUUUUUCCCAGCAUCCAGGGCUGCUGCCUUUGUCUCCAGCCCUUAGCACCAUGCCUGUGCCCCACUACACCUGAAGUGCCUUUGCCAAGCAGGAAUCAGGGAUCAGAAUUCCCUCUGAUGGAAGGAACCAGCAGUUCCCUCCUCCUGAUUCACCUCACUCUCUCCCCUGUGCUUAUUUAUUCAAGGGGGUUUUUUCCCUCAAAAGUCUCCAAGCUCAACCUGCACCUCCCCAGCAAUUUAGGGAAGAUGGUUAGAAAAGGCAAGUCACAACAAGCAGGGCUUUUUUUUUCCCCCUGGCUGGAGCUUCCCCAUCAUUUCUGCCACCCAUUUGCCACCCCAGCUUGCGUCCUCAGCUUCAUCCUUUGCUGUUCUGCUCCUGUUUCCUCCUCCCAAGCCAGAGACCAUCCCAGCCAGGGCUGUGUGCUGUUUAUACACUGGAAAUUUGCAAUGUGUUGUUUGGUUUCUUUGUGUUUUGGUUUCUUUUUCUCUUCCUAUCUGCAUUUUAAUUGCAUGUGGGCUCUUGGCAAGGGAUGUGCUGGAACCCAAACCCAACCUCCUGAUUCUUCCAGGCUUUGAAGGUUUAACUCCAGCCCUUUCCCCUCCCUCCCUGUGCUGGAUCAGAGAGAUGAGUUUGAGAGGGGUGAUGGAGAUCUGCUGGGGAUGGGACUCACUCCUGUGUUUCCUCUACGUGGGGGUGAGCUUCACCCUCAGCAGAUAACACUUGGCUUUUGGGUGGUUUUGUCUUGGUUUGGAAUGUCUCUGUUGGUGAUGGGGGGGGGUUUGGGAUAUUUUCUGUGCUCUGCUAGUUGAGGUGGGGGUAGGGGGGGACACACAUCCCCUUGGUCCCCAUGGCAGAGCCUUGGGCUUGCAAAAAGCUUCAGUGAGGCCUCAGCUGGGACCUGGGUCAGAGGCUUCAAAACCAUAAAGCCCCAAACUUGAUGCAAAAUGCAAGCACUUUGUUUUUCCUGCUGCCUGUCCCUCCCCAUCUCUGUGUGUAGGAUGACUUACACCCCGUGGAGAUCCCUUUGAUUGCCACCAUCCCACUCCAGACAGGAGAAACAAACCAAAGACACGGGGUGGGGGCACAGAAGAGAUUUAGUACCAUUCAACCUCCUCAACAUCUUUCCAAACCCAACACCCCUUUCCUCCACAACCAAAAAAAGAAACCAAAAGGAGGAAGGUCCUGACAGCUCCAAGUGCUGUGGGAAAUCUGUCUCCAGCUUCUCUUCUGGAGGCAUUUGAGACUUGUCAGUGGCUUCUUCCUCAUCACUGCCAUCAGUUUGGGCUCCUCCUUUGCUCUGCUCCAUGCUAAGGUUCUGACAUCCACGAGCUGUUGUCUACAUUCCAAAGAGCUUUUGAGAGACCUGUGUUUAAUAGUGGAAUCUCUCCAGUAAUGGAACUGCCUCAGUUGAAAGAGAACAGCAGCAAAGAGGCGUUUUCUUUCGUGUGUCUGUCUGUGGGACUUUGGGGUGGGUUGUGUUGUUUUUUUAAGCUGAUAAACAUAGAAGUUAAGGAAGAAGAGAUUGUUAUAUUGUGCUGGUUUUUGCCAACUUUGUAUUUUCAUAUAAUUUAUAUUUUUUAAUAGGGGAGUUGGGGGGGGUAAAAAAAAAAAGAGAAUUAAAAGCCAGAGGUUAAAAAAAACCCAGAAAAAACACGUUAAAAAAACCCCUACAAGUUAAAAACAAAACCAAACUUGGAAAAGCAGGUGCUUUUUAAACAAAAUACCCCAAACCUGAGCUGAGGUAGCUUAGAGAUGUAGCGAGGUGUGUGUGUGUGUGUGUGCGCGUGUGUCUGCGUGUGAUGUUUUGUUUUGGUCCGUUCUGGGUUUGUUUUGUCUUGGUUUUGUCGUUGUUUUUUUAAAGGAUACAUAAAAAAAUAGAGGAGGAGUCCCCCCCCUCCUGCAUUGAGUUCGUUAAAGGAGAGGAGGGAGGUGGAGAGGGGGGGUUUUGUUUCAAUUGCUGAUGCUGGCACAUCAUUUUUGCUGGAGAGUUUUUUAUAUACUGUAGCCUUAUUUCAUAUCGUAUUUUAAACCAUGUGAAAUUAAAAGAUGAGUAAUUCCUAAA